CGGGGCCACCAAGAUAGUCCCACGGGCUGGCCUUUGGUUCCCAGUCCUCUCCGAGCGGGGUCUCCUGCGGGUGGGUGGCUACGGGGACGAACACGAAGGCCCCAGGACCCGUUGGUGCGCGGACCUGGAGCUUUACGGCUUGCCCCGCCCAGGUCUCGCGAGAGCGUAGGCGUACGUCUCGCGAUACGCGGGCGUAAAAGAGGGAGAUCUGAGCAGCGGCGACGGCGGCACGGAGGCUGAGGCGGCUAGAGGGAAGUGGCCAUGGAAGACCUGGGGGAGAACACCACCGUCCUAUCCACCCUGAGGUCUUUGAACAAUUUCAUUUCUCAGCGAGUGGAGGGAGGAUCUGGACUGGAUGUUUCCACCUCUGCCCCAGGUUCUCUGCAGAUGCAGUACCAACAGAGCAUGCAGCUGGAGGAGCGAGCGGAGCAGAUCCGCUCCAGGUCCCACCUCAUCCAGGUGGAGCGGGAGAAGACGCAGAUGGAGCUGAGUCACAAGAGGGCCCGCGUGGAGCUGGAGCGGGCAGCCAGCGCCAGCGCCAGGAGCUACGAGCGUGAGGUGGACCGCAACCAGGAGCUCCUGACGCGCGUGCGGCAGCUUCAGGAGCGGGAGGCCGAGGCGGAGGAGAAGGUGAAGGCGCAGCUGGAGCGCUACAGGUCGUGCCAGCAGAGCCUGGACGCCGCCAGCAAGGAGCUGCGGGAGAAGGAGGGCGGCCUGGCCGAGGCUGGUGAGACCAUCAGCGUGCUGAAGGGGAGGCUGUCGGACCUGCAGUGGAGCGUGAUGAACCAGGAGAUGCAGGUGAAGCGCCUGGAGUCUGAGAAGCAGGAGCUGAAGGAGCAGCUGGAGCUGCAGCACAGGAAAUGGCAGGACGCUAACCAGCAGGUUCAGGAGCUCCAGGCCAGCCAGGACGCGCAGGUGGACCACGCGCAGAGGGUUAAGGAUUUGGAGCAGAAGCUGGCCCUGCAGGAGCAGGACGCUGCAGUUGUGAAGAACAUGAGGUCUGAGCUGGUGCGGCUGCCCACGAUGGAGAGGGAGCUGCGGCAGCUGCGGGAGGAGAACGCCUGCCUGCGGGAGAUGCGGGACACCAACGGGCUGCUCCGGGAGGAGCUGGAGGGGCUGCAGCGGAGGCUGGGGCGGCAGGAGAAGAUGCAGGAAACCCUGGUCGACCUGGAGCUGGAGAAGGAGAGGCUGCUAACGAAGCUGCAGAGCUGGGAGAGGCUGGACCAGACCACGGGCUUGAGCAUCAGGACCCCAGAGGACCUGUCCAGGUUCAUCGUGGAGCUGCAGCAGCGCGAGCUCGCCCUCCAGGACAGGAGCAGCUCCAUCACCAGCAGUGCCCGGGGGCUGGAGAAGGCCCGGCUGCAGCUCCAGGAGGAGGUCCGCCAGCUCAGCAGCCAGCUGCUGGAGGAGAGGAAGAAGCGGGAGAUGCAUGAGGCCCUGGCCCGGCGGCUGCAGAAGCGGGUCCUGCUGCUGACGAAGGAGCGGGACGGCAUGCGCGCCAUCCUGGGGUCCUACGACAGCGAGCUGACGCCGGCCGAGUACUCGCCCCAGCUGACCCGCCGCAUGCGCGAGGCCGAGGACAUGGUGCAGAAGGUGCACGCGCACAGCUCGGAGAUGGAGGCUCAGCUGUCACAGGCCCUGGAGGAGCUGGGAGGCCAGAAACAAAGAGCCGACAUGCUGGAGAUGGAGCUGAAGAUGCUGAAGUCCCAGGCGGGCCCGGCCGAGCAGAGCUUCCUGUUCUCCAGGGAGGAGGUGAGCUCGCUCAGGUUGAAGGUUGAGGAGCUGGAGGGGGAGCGGAGCCGUCUGGAGGAAGAGAAGAAGGUGCUGGAGACGCAGCUGGAGCGGCUCACCCUGCAGGGUGACUACGACCAGAGCAGAACCAAGGUGCUGCACCUGAGCCUGAACCCGGCCGGCGCGGCGAGGCAGCGGCUCCACGAGGAUCGACAGCAGCUGCGGGAGGAGUGCGAGCGGCUGCGAGAGCUGGUCCGCGCCCUGGAGGCCGGCGGCGCCGUCCCCACCGACCUGGAGGCCGCCGCGGGGCUGCCCUCGUCCAGGGAAGUGGCAGAGCUGAAGAAGCAGGUGGAGAGCGCGGAGCUGAAGAACCAGCGGCUGAAGGAGGUCUUCCAGACCAAGAUCCAGGAGUUCCGGAAGGUGUGCUACACGCUGACGGGCUACCAGGUGGACAUCACCACGGAGAACCAGUACCGGCUGACCUCCAUGUACGCCGAGCGCAAGACCGACUGCCUCAUCUUCAAGGCCGCGGGGCCCUCGGGCACCAAGAUGCAGCUGCUGGAGACGGAGUUCUCUCGGACGGCGACGGUGCAGGAGCUCAUCGGGCUGCACCUGCUGCAGCAGGCCAGCAUCCCCGCCUUCCUCAGCGCCCUCACCCUUGACCUCUUCAGCCGCCAGACCGUGGCCUAGCCUGUGGCCCCCAGCCCCGCGCCUUCUGAAGGCGGAAGCAGGCAGCCGGCGGGAGCCCGCUCAGGCCCGUCCCUUGGGGUCCCAGCCCCACCAGGCCAGCUACCCAAUCCCACACGGCCCGGCCUCCUGCCCAGACGGCCGUGAGCGUCAGGGCCUGAUGGGGACUCCUGCGUGCCCCCCAGCCACCCCGCCCAGGCGGCCUGCACCUGCACCUGUGCACAGGACCCCUGUGGGCAGGGUUAAGCGGCUCAGGGGUGCCCCUCCCCGACCCCUGGGCUCACGGCCGCUCUGCAGGGACAGGCCACCACCUCCUCACCCUCCGUCCUGGAGAGCAGGUAGGAGGCAGCGGUGGGGGACCUCGGGGGCAGCGCUCUGGGCCGGCUUCCUGUCCCCUCCCCCGGGCGCCCCGGCCGCGCCUGCUCAAGCCCGGCUGCGCCUGGACCUUGUGGGUGAACCUGGGCUGCCGGCGAAGUUCCCAGCGCUUAUGAAAUAAAGGCUCCCCUCAGCCCCCACCCGGCUCACUGUGUGCGCGUCGGAGCCCCUGGGCUGACCGGCCCCUCCACGCACACGGCUCGGCACCCCCGCCGUCCUGCCGUCCCCGCCCUGUGUGCCUGUUGCAGGCGCGCGGUGGGUACCUCCGUGGAGCCCGGCAGAGGUGGGUGGGAGCGGCCUCGGGGCGUAGCCUCACCUGCGGCGCUGCCCCACGGCAGGUCUCGAGGCCAUCGUCAGGGGAGGUGGGCGGGGAGGGCCGGCACUGGGUCCCUCUGCAGAGCCCAGAGCCCUGGGAGGUGUGGCCUGUGCGUCUGGGGCUGCCCCGACCCCGCCCUUCACACCCCACCCCCAUCACAGUCGCUCUGGAGCUCGGUCUGUGAACGGGUCCCGGACAGGGACAGACACGGCCCAGCCAGGCCCGGGGUCACAGCAAGGUCAGCACAGGCCCGGAACCCGGAGCCCCCGGCUGGUUCGACCGCCAAUACGGCCCUGGAGGAAAGUGCUGUUCCCGCUUCACAGAUGAGAAGACUGAGGCUCGGCGUGCGGACUGGCUUCCCAGGGCCACAGGCUGCUCGGAACUGGACUCUGGUCCGGCUGGGGGCGUCCUGCUCUCCCCACCCCCUCAGACGCUGCGGGCGCCUCCGCGCCAUCUCGCGGGGGAGGAGCGAGACUCCAUGUUUCUUUGUCGUCACCAGUCGGGGGGACGGCAGCGACGCUCGCGCGAAACUCUGCCGAGCCCUGCGGAGGGCGGUCCCGCGGGUCCUGCGCUUAGUGAAGACCCCCAGUUGGGGGUUCUCCGGCAGACGUCAGAGUGCACCUUCCUUCACCCCUCAGUCCACACUGGAGCGGCCCCCUUCCCGGUGCCGCGGACACACCGGCCCAGGGUGAAGUCGCGUCUCGGGCUCUGAGCCGCUCCGUGCGAGGCGGGUGGGGAGGGGCCUCGUCCGUCUCCCUCCCUCUGUCGGGACCCCCAAGCCCGCAGUGGCGCUUCCCUGCUGCUCUGCGGGAGGAAAGGUCCCACAGAUGCUGCUGGGCCCCAGGCUGGGAGCGGGGGACCAGGCCCUUGUCUCGACUCUGCCCCCGUCCCCGGCGCCGCGGAGGGCUGGGGCCGGGCUCCCGUAUGGCGGAGGCUGUGUCCCCGUCACCCCAGGCCUGGCCCCGGCCUGCCUCCCGUGUGAAAUUGCUGAAUUCAGAGGCCGCUGACAGUGACAAAAGGCUCAAGUCAAAACUUGACGCAAAAUCAUCAGCCCACACAAAUGCCCUGCGAGGCCCUUGUGGGCGUCCCGGCAUGCCGACGGCGCCUGCUAGAUGGCGGCUCCCCGACCCUCAGGGCAGGCGGGAGCGGCCAGCUGCUGCUGAGAUGGCCCGGCUGGUGGGGUCACACUGGCCAGAGGGCCAGGCCGGAAGCUGGUGAUCUCUACCCAGGGGUCACCACGGGGCCUACGAGGGGGUGCGCGGGCCGGGCAGGCACCCCCGCACGUGGUGGUCUCGGUUGCAGGGCCAGUACUGAAGUCCGGGAGCCCCGGUGGGAGAGGCACGUGCUGGAGGGUUGGGGGCUGACGGGUUGCGCACGUGCCACGGCCCUGACUCCCGCUGGCGACGCGUGGCCCCAAGGCCAGGUCAGCCCUCCCCGCUGCCCCUCUCGUGCCGUGGGUCCCUCAGGGCCACCUGUCCCCGGCCUCGUGUCACCUCCUGAGACUUAGUCCCUGCCCGGGUCCUGCAGCAGAGGAGCUGGGCCCCCGCCCCACACCCGGCCCCCCGUCUGUGGGAGGACGGUGGGCGCCCGGCAGCCGAGCCUCCCCGGGCCCAGCCUCCCGUGAGCACCCGGGCCUGGUCUCGCCCCUGCCCCGGGCUCUUCACCCUUCUCCUUCCUUGGCAAGGGGGUCCCUGAGGCGGCUUCCAGGUGAAAAGCCCACCCCCGGCCCGGACCGCCCACACAGCCCCAGGCUGACAGCGCUUGCGCUGAGUUGGGAUUUCCUUCCCUGAAGAGGCGCAGGAGGGGCCGUCCCCACCCCCCAGGGACGCGUCUAGGUGGGACGGGGCGCGGAGGCCCCCUAACGUUCUCCCAGCUCCGCUCGGUCACCUGCUGCUGAGUUUGCCAGCCCCUCGCCCCGCCGCUGCCGGGGGCUCUGGGUGCACUCGGGUGGGGAGCCAGGCCCCAGAAGGUUCCGGCUCUGGCAGAGACCCCACCGCCGCCAGCUCGUCAGUGGGCACCAGCGCUACGUGGUUGUUAAGCCGCUAAUGACUAAUUUUAAGGGAUUAGUGCUGCGGCGAUAAACCGUUAAUUGCCAGGAUGGAGCGGGAUUUGGCGUGCGACAGGCUCCUUCCGGCGUCCCCAAGGCUUCCAGGGAGGACGGCGCCGCCUGUCGGGGCCCCCGUGGGACCCCCGCCUCCCGCAGGGCCCGGCCCGCCUCUGCAUCCAGAGGCGCCAGCUCAAGGAUGCGAGCUAUUCGUCGUCUCUUGCUCCUCCCUGUGCGCCUGGUUCGUGUUCUGGAAAUCAGUAAACCUCCGGGCUUUCUUUAGCUCCUCAUGACUCAGGUGUGGACCACGACCCGCGGUGUCACCCAGGAGCUGCCUAGAAAUGCUGGGACGCGCUGGAUCAGAAUGUGCACUUGAUGUGAGCCCACGCGGUUCACAAGCCCCGUUCCAGUUUGCGAGGCUCCCCCACCCACCCGCCCCCCGAUUGAAACAUCCCAGCUUACAAAGCUCCUUCCCAUCCCGUGAUGAUCCCGCAAGCUGCGUCUUGUCCGAGAGGAGGCCAGGGUUCGGAAAGGGCAGGACCUGCCUCAGGCCUCAGGCAAGUCCGUCAGGCCCGGACCUCCUGGCUGGGGUCAGCAGCCCUCACGACCCAGCUUCUGGGUCAGACCUGCCUAUUUUCCUCGUGGUUCAGUAUCGCCAGGAUGCCAGGACCAAGGAAGGGGCCGGGCCUCUGUCCCCAGGCAGCCUCGGAGGGGCGACUUAGAGGUCCAGGGCGUGGAGUCUAGGGCAGGACAGGAAAGGGUGUGUGCUGUGUGUGCGUGCAUGGCUGUGUCACAUGUGUACAUGCGUGUGCGCACGGUGAGGACCGGUGGCUUUACCAAACUGCUUAAAUUCCUGCUUCGGCCAAGAGAGGGGCAGGGCCUUGCCCAGUCAUACAGCACAGGGGACCAACGACGGCGUGCAUUCUGGCCUGCCCUGCUGCCUGUCUCCUCGUGGUUUCCAUUUUCUUCUCAUUCUUCUCUGUUUCUUCAACUGCACGAUCUUGAUGCACUUUCAGUGUAAAAGGAAAAACCCUCAGCAGCAGAAAUGUCAAGGGAAGGCAAAGCCCCCUUGGCCCUGCCCCAGCUCGUCCUCUGUGAUGGCCGUGUGCACCUGACACACGGGCAGACAGCGCAAGGUUUGGCCUCACUGGGCUCCUGUGUGGUUUGAAAAUAACUGGCUUGUUCCGCAGCUUGGUGUUUUUCCUCACUUAACAGUUGUCUUGGAAAUUUUCCAUAAAAGCAUCUACUGAUGUA
Molecule: messenger RNA, 6407 nt
Organism: Balaenoptera acutorostrata (minke whale)
Lineage: Eukaryota; Metazoa; Chordata; Mammalia; Artiodactyla; Balaenopteridae
Gene: MAD1L1
Product: mitotic arrest deficient 1 like 1
Exons: 18
Coding region: 262-2421 (719 amino acids)
Biological process (GO): mitotic spindle assembly checkpoint signaling; attachment of mitotic spindle microtubules to kinetochore
Cellular component (GO): kinetochore; nuclear envelope; mitotic spindle
Source: RefSeq, a predicted model, not a curated record